AUGGCCACCGGAGCUUCCCUGCAGCUUACGCACGAUCCGGUCCACCAGCGCGCCAUGGCCCGCACUGCCGGACCCGCUCCUGCACCGCGCCUGUGCGCAUCCACACCGCGCCACGCCAGCACACGCCGCCACCAGCUCGCUCGGCACGCGCGCCACAGCCUUCGCUCCCACUCCCGCAGCUCGCGUGCCUGCGCCGCGCCGUGGCUCCGCCCAGCGCUCAGCUCUCCUGGGGCCGCCUACUCCAGCACGAGCCGCAGCUCCACCCGUCACACUCCAGCACCGCCUGCUCGCGCCGCUCCUGCUCUGGCACCAUUCGCCCAGCCGCCGCCAGCUCACACGCACCAGAGCCGCCCUGCGCUCGCCCCUGUGCGCCGCCGCUCCAGCUCCCGCGCGCGCCCGGCGCCCGCGCUCCAGCUCCCGCUCGCACGCGCCGCCGUUCCACCACCGCGUCGAGCCGCGGCCGCGCCAGCCACGCUAGCUCCCGCGCCCGUGACGCACCCGAGCCGCCCGCCAACGCCGCCGGCCUCCGCGCCAAGCCGCCCCGCGCCGGGCUGCAACCGCCCGCCCGGCGCCUUGCGCCGCAGCCUCGGGCUCGCCAGUGCCGUGCGAGCGCCCGCCUCGCUCUGGCGCCACCUGGAGCUCGAGCCGCCUGCUACCCCCGGGGCAGGAGCGCCCCGCACGCCAGCCGCCGCUUGCCUGGUGGAGAAGAGGAAGGGAGGCAGGGGAAGUACCCCAGGAUAG
Panicum hallii is the source of this 741-nucleotide messenger RNA. RefSeq names its product extensin-like. The record is from RefSeq and is a predicted model, not a curated record. NCBI's taxonomy places the organism in Eukaryota, Viridiplantae, Streptophyta, Magnoliopsida, Poales, Poaceae. The transcript has a single exon. The coding region runs from base 1 to 741 and encodes 246 amino acids.